Messenger RNA from Drosophila mojavensis, 1029 nucleotides. RefSeq names its product jupiter microtubule associated homolog 1. The transcript has 2 exons. The record is from RefSeq and is a predicted model, not a curated record. Lineage: Eukaryota; Metazoa; Arthropoda; Insecta; Diptera; Drosophilidae. The coding region runs from base 135 to 497 and encodes 120 amino acids.
CAUUUUAAAUAAACCGUUCAUUUGAGAAGGUGGCGUCGUUUUUCAGUGUGCAUUACUAGUUAAUUUAUACAUACGGAGUAACAAGGCACAUUUUUCUGAAUAAAUACAAAAGCUAAUACUUAUAAACAGUUAUUAUGACAUCUACCGAACUGAAAAUUGGCUUGAGUACCAGUGCUCGUCCUUCCAGCCGUGUACUCAAACCCCCAGGUGGCGGACAUACGAACAUCUUUUCGGAGCCUGAAAUUUCAGUGAAUGCACCACGCCCGAAGUUCAAUCAGCAAAACUCUUCCAAUUUAAAUGCCUGCAUUGGCUCAACCGAUGCAAACAAAGUAGUGGAAAAGCUACGUGAUGAGGCAGCCAAUCAAAAGGAGGAGCCAAAACCAGCACCUGCCAGCCCGCCCAAAGAGACGCCCAGUACCAAUGGCAACAAGGCGACAAAUGAUCAGCCGCGCGGACGUGUUCCUCCCGGUGGUUACUCAUCGGGCGGUUUCUGGUAGAGAAACCCAGCAAAAUAGUUUACAUGUGUGGUUACGCAUUUAUUGACGCUCUUACACACUCACGCAUAUGCAUACACUUUCAUACACAAACACACACACCAAGGCAUCCUCAAUCCCAUUAUACAUCUAUAAAUAUAAAUCGCUUAAUAUAUACAUAAAUAGCUUAUGCAUUCAUAUUUAAAUUCCAAAUUGGAUAUUAUGCAAAAUGUUUAAAAGAUACUGCGAUUUGAUUGCAGAACUUAAUCCCGCUCUCUAAUUUUCAUUUCUUCGUUUUAUUUUUGUUCUACUAAGCAAACUAUUUAAGUCGACAUACACGAUUGUUAAAACUUUAAGUGACUCGCGAAUCCGCCCCGAUAAAAGAAACAACUCUAACGUACGUACAUACAUUAGAGAAUCGAACCAAAAUUUGCAUUUGUACUUAAGUGUCCAAUUGAAAUUUGAAACAGUCUGCAAAAUUUGUUCUAAAUUCGUUUAUAAUUACACAUAUGUAUUAUUGCAAAAAAAUAAAAAUAAUUAAAAUUAACAUUUAAAA